ACAGAAGCAGCAUACGUCACGUCCUGGCGGGCUCUGGCUCUCUGGAUGUAAACAACUUUACUUUUUAAAAUCUCUGUUGAACCUUUAAGCCACAAAUGUCCACAGAGUGCAAUGGAGCAGCCUGAGGACCUAGGGCAGCUCAGUCACACCAUGGAGGCAGUGGCUGUACAUGAUGAGCCUGCUCCUAACCACACAUCUGCACAGAGUGAUAUUUCACCCAUAGACAUGCUCAGAAUAAAGCAACAGAUGUUUAACCAAUGUUUUGAGAUGGAAGUGCACCUCCAAACUGGAGAUCCUAAAAGAACAUGUAGCUCAUCUGAAGCAGAGAGAGAUUUGCUGGAUUUUGUAACUGAGAUAGAGAAUGCCAAGACUAAUUAUUUUAACUGCACACUUGCAUUGCACAGGAUGCAGACGUGGCAUGCUCUUGCUGAAAAACGUAAACAAAAUGAUGCAGAGGCAAAUGAGCUGCGGCGUGUAAGUGAACGUUGUAUGGCCCUUUGUUCACAGACUAAACUACUCCAACAAGAAUCAAGGGCUCUUCAAGAUGACAUAUCAGAAUUACAAAAGAAGAGACUAGGUAUCUGUCCCCUAGGAGAGGGGCAGGAGACAACACCAGACCAAGCUGCAGAGUUGAAGCGUCUUACUCAUGAAAAAAUGAAGGAGAUAGAGGAGUUGAAGUCAAAGAAAGAACACCCAGACUCAGAAAAAUAUAAAGCUGUGUUGGAGAAAGGCCAAGCAAACCUGGAGAAAAACAAGAAGAUGGCUGUCAUGACACAGAAUGUCCUGAGGGGCCUGCUUUUAGCCUGUAAGAUUAACUGGAUUGAUGACCCCAAACUUCGUGAUAUUGCCAUGACUCUAGAAGAGCUUCCCAUUUCUGACUAAGCAGUAACAUUAUUUAUAAAUGUACUUGUUUUAAUGUAUAUGCUGUUUGUGAUGUUUAAAUAAAUAAUACGUAUUUCGUAAA
Boleophthalmus pectinirostris (great blue-spotted mudskipper) is the source of this 964-nucleotide messenger RNA. RefSeq names its product centromere protein H (gene cenph). Gene Ontology annotation, biological process: kinetochore assembly; chromosome segregation; mitotic spindle organization. The record is from RefSeq and is a predicted model, not a curated record. The transcript is spliced from 11 exons. The coding region runs from base 112 to 882 and encodes 256 amino acids. Gene Ontology annotation, cellular component: kinetochore; nucleus. Gene Ontology annotation, molecular function: kinetochore binding. NCBI's taxonomy places the organism in Eukaryota, Metazoa, Chordata, Actinopteri, Gobiiformes, Gobiidae.